Saprolegnia parasitica CBS 223.65 is the source of this 589-nucleotide messenger RNA. RefSeq lists its product as hypothetical. Bases 1 to 519 code for a protein of 172 amino acids. The transcript has a single exon. The record is from RefSeq and is a predicted model, not a curated record. NCBI's taxonomy places the organism in Eukaryota, Oomycota, Saprolegniomycetes, Saprolegniales, Saprolegniaceae.
AUGGCGACGUACAAGACGACGAGCACGGACGAGACGCCGCAAGCCGUGCCCGUGCAGCCGACGUACCCCGCCGCCUACAACAGCGCGCCGGCGCAGCCGUAUGGGUACCCGCCGCAGCAGGGCUACCCGCAGCAGAGCUAUCCGCCGCAGCAAGCCCCCAUCUACAUUGCGCAACAGUACCCUACGGGAACGGCGGUCUACGGCUCGGGGCCGCUUCCGAUGCACCACGGCCCAGAGCGCCAGCACGAAUGCGGCUUCUUCUCGCUGAGCCAGCUCGUCUCGAACGUCUGCAACUCGGCCCUCCUGCUCGUGCUGCAGUUCUUUACGAUGUUUUUCGCUGUUUUUGCGUUUGUAUUUGUCGCGAUCGGCUUCUUCCUUGGCGUCGGGCUCCUCCCGCUCUGCUGCCUUGGUCUUGUGGUCUUCGGUCUCUUCAACUUUUGCCUCCGCCCAGUGGCGAGCAUCGAUGACUUGCUCUACCAGCAGCGCCGCCGCAUCUACGACCGCCUUCUCGCCGACUAGUAAAACUCAUGUGUAGUCCGUCGACUCUGGUAGUGUUCGGUUGUAAGAGCAUGCAUAAACACAUUAUGGG